AAAGUGAGUAACAUUUUUUCUUUUAUAUAGGAAAACUCAAGUAAGAUCUGUAUAUACUGGUAUGGUGGUGCAAUAAUUACUGCUGUGAUUACCAGUUAGUGAUUUUUAAGAUGAUAAUUAAGUGAAUGCACAACAAAUAAUGAGUAUUAAAUGUCAGUUAUCAAGGGCACAGAUUAGCUAACCCGGUUUUUGAAAGGGAACCAUAGGAUCUGCUGAGCAGGUCCUAUUUUUUCACACACUUUUAAAUAUUGAUUAGAUUGAUAGAUUUUGCUUCUUAUUCAAAUAACCUGAACACAGGUAGAGGUAGCUUUCAUAUGCCUGUCAGCCUAUUUCAACAUUGUCUGUUGAACAUAUACUGUGUGAUACUUUCACGUGGCACACUUGUUGGUAACUUUUAUGCUAUUUUAAUUCUUGUAAGUUGAUUUAGAGUUACCUAGUGGGCGACAGGUGGAACUUCAGAACAUAGGGAUUAAAUUUCUUUCCAACACCAAAUAAAUUAGUAAUAGAUAAACAAGCAUUUGUAGUCGCUCAAUAUGGACAGUUAUUUCUACAUGUACAUCACUCCUUUUUUAAUCCGCGCGAUAUUUGAUUUUUAGUUACAAGCGUGUGGGAAGAGAUGCAAGUGAUGCAGAAAUAGAGGAGAUCAUAGACAUGGGAAGUAAGGCUCCGCUGUCUGAUCAGCAGGAGCAGGUCCAAGAGAACAUUUACUCUCAAAUCAACGCCUUCUGCACUUCGAUGGAUGACAUUCUCCGUACUGAUAUUAGCAGCACAAAAGAGCCUAUGUCCACUGAACAGAAUGCUGGUCUACGUCGUAGUGGUCUUAGUCUUGCUGUUGGUAGGAGUGCGCCAACAAAGACAAGUCCUGUUGUACCUGAAACAAAGCCGUUAAAGCUUUCUGAGGUAUCACAGAUGUUUAAGGAUCUUAGUGGUUACACCCUCAAGCUGAAACCAUCUCAAAUCCCUCACAAGGAGGCAGGUCAAGGGUUAUUCAUUGAUGGUGAAGCUGAUGUUGGUUCCAUUAUAGCAUUUUAUCCAGGUGUGAUCUACUCCCCAGCAUAUUAUCGUUAUAUACCUGGAUAUCCAAGGGUUGAUGCAGAAAACCCUUACUUAAUUACAAGAUAUGAUGGAACUGUUAUAAAUGCACAGCCUUGGGGUGUUGGCGGUGAAACCCUUGAACUAUGGGACGGGUCAAGUGUCUCUGAAAUUUCACAAGCUGUACAAGAUGCUGAGACGGGCUCAGACCGUGUCUGGAAGAUGCUCAGUAAACCUUUGGAAGGAAAACAAUUGUGGGGUAAUGGAGAGGUGUUAGAGCGGAGAAACCCACUAGCUUUUGCUCAUUUUGCCAACCACCCGGCACAGGGGAUGGACCCAAAUGUCAUGGUUUGCUCCUAUGAUUUUCCUCUGUUUGAGAAAGACAUGAGAAUGUAUAUACCGAACAUUGCUAUUGGACAAGGCGAGGAAGUAAAGAUGAAAAAAAUUGGUAGUUUUUGGUUCAAAACUGGAAGUUCUGGCAGCAGUGUAUCAGCUUAUCCUGUUCUGAAGACUCUUGUCCUUGUAGCUACCCGGGCUCUUAGUGAUGAAGAAGUGCUAUUAAAUUACAGACUUAGCAAUGCAAAGAAGCGACCAUCCUGGUACACUCCUGUAGAUGAGGAAGAGGACAGCAGGAGAUGGAGCUAAGUUGAAUCUGCCGAGCUGUUUCAUAUUUUUACCAAUUAAGAUCAUGUUUGAGAAAUUACAAGGACAUCUAGUAUAUUUCAGAACAUGCCAUGUUGAGAUUUAUUUGUGCGACACUGUUAGCAUUAGCAUUGGUCAUCGAGGCCAUAGUUAGGGAUCGGACGGGACGGGAGAAUGGACUAAAAUAACUCUUACAUUUACAUUAAUCAAUGUAUCUCUAACAAAGUAGUAUGGCAUGGUUGUUAUGAAGGCUCCCGAGAUGACAUCAUU
Messenger RNA from Daucus carota subsp. sativus, 1944 nucleotides. RefSeq lists its product as uncharacterized. The record is from RefSeq and is a predicted model, not a curated record. The coding region runs from base 652 to 1677 and encodes 341 amino acids. Lineage: Eukaryota; Viridiplantae; Streptophyta; Magnoliopsida; Apiales; Apiaceae. The transcript is spliced from 2 exons.